Messenger RNA from Naegleria fowleri, 2079 nucleotides. RefSeq lists its product as uncharacterized. Lineage: Eukaryota; Heterolobosea; Eutetramitea; Acrasida; Naegleriidae. Gene Ontology annotation, biological process: mRNA splicing, via spliceosome. Gene Ontology annotation, molecular function: protein binding. The transcript has a single exon. Bases 1 to 2079 code for a protein of 692 amino acids. The record is from RefSeq and is a predicted model, not a curated record.
AUGCUUCCCAACAACAAUAACAGCAAUGGAAGUACAGCCUCUCCGUCGGGUGAUGCUAUGAUCGGUCCGAAUCACCACCAUCAUCAUCAUAGCGAACAGGUUCCAUCAAAACACUCUCAUGAUUCAAACAAAUCGGAUCCAAUGAAUAGUAUUGCUACAACUAAUUAUUCCUUCAAUGCUCCAUCAUUGGUUUCCGUAAAUUUUAAUAAUCCAAAUAUUAAAAAAGAAUUGUUAUUGAUGAUCGCUGGAUAUCUGAAUUGUGAAGGAUACAAUACAUCAGCUAUAACGUUAUUGGAGGAAUGCCAAGCAAAACAAAAAAGAGAAGCCCAAAAACAUUCUUUAAUUGAAUCAAUUUGUUCCGAUAUGAGAGACGGUAAUUGGUCAAGCGUGGAUAAUGCACUUCAAGAUUCUUUCAAUAGUACUACUAUUGGCGUAAACACCAAUUCAACGAUAUCCAAGUCAACUUUGUAUGCAAUUUACAAGCAAUAUUAUUUUGAAUUGAUCGAAGGUGGAGAGUAUCAAAAGGCCUUCUCAAUACUAAAUAAGAGAUUGAAGCCACUGAAAUCGGUUUCCACAAAAGAGGAAUUUUCAGAUCUAUGUCUUUUGUUGACAUGUAGGAGCGUGAACGAGGUAGAUAGAUUUCAAGAGUGGAAAGGAAACAUUUCAAACAACUCAAUUUUAACAUAUGGAGGCUAUACCUCACGAGAUGCUUUAAUUGAAAAGAUACUUUAUGAGUACAAACGAGAAGAAAGUCUUUCCAUUUUAUUUGAGGGAGACACGCACCAAAUUUCUAGUGUCGUGCCUCAAAACAGACUGCUGGAACUACUCCAUCAAGCUGUAAAUUAUCAAGCAAUCGAAUCAGCUAAUUACAUGGAAAACAGAACUCACAUCUCAGAGAGAUUUAGAGGUACUAGAGGACCGAAUGCUGUGUCGUCUCUUUUAUUUGAUUAUGAAACUUUGAUAAUACCAAAUUCUUUAUAUAAUACAUUCAAAGGGCAUAAAGAAAAUGUAAAGUGUGUAGAAUUUAUUGGAAAGCAGGGAUUAUAUUUAGCUUCAUGCUCUAGCGAUCAUACCAUCAAAAUUUGGAAUACUUUGGCACAUCCAAGCAUAAUUACGUCAGGCUCAUCCAACGACAAGCCUGAGGAUAGCACUUCUCCUACAGCUAAAUCUGAAAAUCAAUCACUUUUGGAACCAACGAGCUAUGAGAACGACCCGUUAAUAGUGUCGCUAGAAGGCCAUUCUAAUAGGGUCUGGGAUUUAUCGUGUUCAUCCUCAGGAAAUUUAUUGGCCUCUGCAUCUAGUGAUGGCACUGUAAAAAUUUGGGAUGUCAAGAAUAUUAUCGAAAACAAAAGUCACAGCAGAGUAGUCAACAACUUUUCUCAUUCCAUUGAAAUCAAUGCCAAUGGAAUUAAAUCAGAUCUAUAUAGUGCUGAGUUUGAUCCAAAUGGAAAAUAUAUCGCCACAGGAGGUUACGAUAAUGUUGUGAUUCUAUACGAUUUAGAAAAAAACACAGUUGUGAAGAGAUUUGAAGGUCAUAGAUCGUCAGUAUGCUCUGUUGUGUUUAAUCCAUUUGGAAAUUUGCUGAUAACAGGAGGAAAAGACAAAUCCAUCAAAUUUUGGGAUAUUUCAAGUGGUGAAUGUAUUGCAUCCAUUGAUAAGCAUCUAGGUGAAGUUACUGGUUUACAAGUCAACAAAACAGGAGACAAACUGCUUUCUUGCUCAAAAGACAACCUAAACAGGCUGUGGGAUAUAAGAAAAUUGGAAAGCACAAACCAACAAUCGUUGGUACAGCAAAAAUUCAAAGGCCAUCAAAAUGCUUACAAGAACUUUAUUCGAUGCAAAUUCGGUCCCAAAGAAAGGGUGGUAAUUAGUGGUAGCGAAGAUGGUUAUGUGUACAUUUGGGACUCUCUUACUGGUCAACUGGUCCAAAAACUUGGAUCCAGCAACAAAUUUUCUAAUUUGAACGGCGUUUUCAAUGGAACCGUUUUUGAUGUUGCUUACAAUGCACAUCAGGGAUUGAUCGCUAGUGCAAGCGAAGAUAAUUUGGUCCGACUCUUUAAUUACAAAGGAAUGCAUUGA